UAACUACUUUUCAAAAGGUAUUAAUAGCUUUAAUUUUCAACAAAUAAUAAGAUCAACUAUCGCUAGACUUUUUAUCUACUCUGCUCUUCAUUCAUCACUACAUCACACUGUUGGAGUUCGACAAUAUGGCAUUGAAGUACAUUGUUGGCACUACAGUGGCAACAUGUGCAUUUGCGUACGUUUGUGACACUGUUGUGUCUGACCAUAAGUUGUUUGGAGGUACUACUCCAAAGACAGUUGCCACUGAUGAAUGGUGGAAAGAGACGGACAAAAAAUUCCAGGCAUGGCCUCGAACUGCUGGUCCUCCAGUGGUCAUGAACCCUAUCAGGCGCCAAAAUUACAUUGUCAAGUCUUGAUUGAAAUUUUUCAUUUACGUCGUCUUUGUUCUGCUUGAUUUUUUUGGAAUAGUACCAUUUUUUUUUCCAGUUUGAGUUGCCAGGAUAUGAUCUGGUGUUGGAUUCACAAGAUUUUCGAGGCCUCAGUUCCCUUUUAAGAUAAAAUUUCAUAGUUAGAUUGUCAUAAAUGGUUCUUCAGUUUCUCCUCUAUAUAUGAUCGAUGGAUUGUGAAAGAUUAUGAUUUACUAGGCUCAUACUAGUUUCUUAUGUUUUGGCUUUUGUUUUUGAUUUAAAGUUUUUGGGUCACUGCUAAACUCUGCUUCAAUAUAUAGUAUGGUGUAAUUGUUGAGUUCUCUCACAUCGGUCGUGGAUGCUAACACGGGGUGCGGGUAAAUAUUUACCGAAUACUUAUUUGAC
Messenger RNA from Lycium ferocissimum, 752 nucleotides. RefSeq lists its product as uncharacterized. The coding region runs from base 126 to 356 and encodes 76 amino acids. The record is from RefSeq and is a predicted model, not a curated record. The transcript is spliced from 3 exons. Lineage: Eukaryota; Viridiplantae; Streptophyta; Magnoliopsida; Solanales; Solanaceae.